AUGAAGCAUUUCGGCAGUUGGAACACAGAGGAACACGCUGUCAACAAAAACACUCCGGACAAUAUAACUUGGAUCAAACUUGAUGGUGGGAACAAUCAGUUUUCAGCGAAGAAAACCCAAAAUCUUCUGAAAAGAACCACCUUUCGCGUCCUUCUUAGUCAGCUUGUGCUUAUCAUCUUGAUGAGUUCAGUGGCAGUGUCACUCAUUUUGAUGCUCGUGGGAAUUUUCUCGGACCAACGCACCUGCCUCACAGUGGGUUGCAUCCUGGGAUUGGCAGCCUUCGGAGCCAUACUUCAUGGUUGCCUUAGUCACCGCUCUUUGCCCGACUCCACCACACCCAUUGUCCUGAGUGCCGCCUGUAUGUAUCCUGUCGGUAACCUUGCCCUCACGACAGACCAUAACGCAACCGCAGCCGCAAUGGCUACGGCAACCUUUAUUCCGAAAACAUUUCAACACCCAUCCUCGAUGAUGACCUCCAGCUUGGAAGCCAGUGUUCUCAGUCAGCUACAAAAGAAGCAGUCCUUUCCCUUCCCGCCCGGUCCGACCAUUAUGGCAAGGCAAAAUUCGUUCCACACCCUUUCGAUUCCACUCCCAUACCGUCGUAAUGUUUCCGACCCAGUGGCUGCCAGGAGGUCACACGUACUUGACCGUAGCUCAGAAGAUCCCCCGGUAGAUGCCAAAGUUGUUCAGUACACCAAACAGCACAGUUGUCCUGUUGAACAGGCUACAUUGAAUGAGGAGCACUUAUAUGCCAAUGAUCUUGUCUGGACGGGAUGUUCAACAGCUGAACAUAGUGAUUUAUCCUUGAACUGUGAUCAAACGGUUGAAGGCAUGAUGAUUCCUAAACGAGAUGGGAUAAAGAAACAGACAGAGGGAAGCCGAAUGUGUUGCACCAGGCCGCCUCAUGCCUUAGUCACUACGAUAUUUGAGAUAUCGCGAUACAUAUAUAUUUUUGUAAUGCACUUGAAACCAAAUUGCACGAAAUUAGCGAAUAUACACUCAUUCAAUUAG
Opisthorchis viverrini is the source of this 1011-nucleotide messenger RNA. RefSeq lists its product as hypothetical. The transcript has 2 exons. The coding region runs from base 1 to 1011 and encodes 336 amino acids. Lineage: Eukaryota; Metazoa; Platyhelminthes; Trematoda; Opisthorchiida; Opisthorchiidae. The record is from RefSeq and is a predicted model, not a curated record.